AUGUCUUCUGAAGAAGCAAAUAAUGAGCCUAAGAAGGUUCCAAGAAGAAGAUUUGUCGGAUCGAGAAAUGGUGAUGGGAAAGGCAUCAAAACUGUAUCCUCUGAAGACGGUAAGGAACUGGUCAGGAAGGCCAGAAGUACUAUUAAUGGUUCCAGAAGUAUGAUCACACAUAUUCCAGAAGAAAUCUUAAAUGAUGAAGAACUAAAUGAAGCUAUCAAAUUAUUACCUUCUAAUUAUAAUUUUGAAAUACAUAAGACUAUAUGGAAUUUAAAGAAAAAUAAUUCAAAGCGUGUUGCUUUACAGAUGCCUGAAGGGUUAUUGAUUUAUUCUUUACUAAUUAGUGAUAUUUUGGAACAAUUCUGCGGCGUAGAGACUGUUGUAAUGGGUGAUGUGUCGUAUGGUGCUUGUUGUAUCGAUGACUACACUGCUAGAGCCCUUGAAUGUGACUUCAUUGUUCAUUAUGCCCAUUCAUGUUUGGUUCCUAUUGAUAUUACUACUAUCAAAGUAUUAUAUGUUUUCGUCACUAUUAACAUUGAUGAGGCACAUAUUAUUAAGACUUUACAGAAGAACUUUCCAAAAGGUAGUAAGCUGGCUACCGUCAGUACCAUUCAAUUUAAUCCAACAGUACAUAGUAUAAAGGAUAAAUUGUUACAUGAUCCACCCAAUGAUCACUUACUUUAUGUUAUUCCGCCUCAAAUAAAGCCACUAUCAAGAGGUGAAGUAUUAGGAUGUACCUCAGAAAGACUUGAUAAGAAUCAAAUAGACGCAAUUAUCUUUAUUGGUGAUGGUAGAUUCCAUUUAGAAUCUGCUAUGAUUCAUAAUCCAGAAAUUCCUGCAUUUAAAUAUGAUCCAUACAAUAGAAAAUUCACCAGAGAAGGUUAUGAUCAAAAACAAUUAGUUCAGAUAAGAACAGAAGCUAUUGAAACAGCUAGACGUGGUAAAGUGAUCGGUUUAAUCUUGGGUGCUUUAGGAAGACAAGGUAAUGUCGGAACUGUGGAUAGACUUGAGAAAACAUUAGUUGACCAAGGUUACUCCGUAGUUAAAAUUAUCCUAAGUGAGAUUUUCCCACAGAAAUUGGCAAUGUUCGAUAAAAUCGAUGCCUUUAUCCAAGUUGCGUGUCCUAGGUUGUCUAUCGAUUGGGGUUACGCUUUUAAUAAGCCACUUUUGACCCCUUAUGAAGCCAGUGUCUUAAUGGGUAAAGAUGUAAUGUUCGAUGAAUCAUAUUACCCAAUGGAUUAUUAUGAGACUAACGGUUAUGGGAGAGGUCAAAUUCCUGCUCAUUCUUCUUACGUCAGUUGA
Maudiozyma saulgeensis is the source of this 1299-nucleotide messenger RNA. Lineage: Eukaryota; Fungi; Ascomycota; Saccharomycetes; Saccharomycetales; Saccharomycetaceae. The record is from the annotation of a GenBank genome assembly.